GGUAGCAGAUUGCUGGAGGCUUUGUGUGGAGAGUUGGAUUCUGGGCAACGGAGCAGACAACAACACUGAAAGCUGCUGUGUUGCUGUGGGCAAGCUAACUUCUCAAUGUGAAGCUAUCCCAUGAUGCAACAUGUGUCCCCAGCACCUGCAGUGCCAAUGAUGGCCACCCAGAGUGUUCCUCCACCAUCGUACCAGGAGAGCCAACAGAUGACGGGUACCACUCAGCAGAACACCAAGACCCCACAGGUCCAUAUCCCAGCAGCCACUGCAGCAGGGAAUACCUCUGUCAGUGUGACCCUUGACCCUCAGGCUCAGCUCGAGUCUGACAAGAGGGCUGUUUACAGACAUCCGUUGUUCCCCCUGCUGGCGUUGUUGUUUGAGAAAUGUGAGCAGGCCACACAGGGAUCUGAAUGCAUCACAUCAGCCAGCUUUGAUGUGGACAUAGAAAACUUUGUGCACCAGCAGGAGCGAGAACACAAGCCCUUCUUCAGUGAAGAUCCAGAGCUGGACAACUUGAUGGUAAAGGCCAUUCAGGUGUUGAGGAUCCACCUACUGGAAUUAGAGAAAGUCAAUGAGCUCUGUAAGGAUUUCUGCAACCGUUACAUCACUUGCCUGAAGACCAAGAUGCACAGCGACAACCUCCUCCGUAAUGACCUGGGAGGACCCUAUUCUCCAUCACACACCAGUCUCAGCAUGCAGCAGGAACUAAUUCAGACCUCCUCUCCAUCCAUGACCUCUGUCUCCAGCUCUGUUAACCCUUCAGGGAUUGUGGUGCCUGCCGGCGGUCUGCAACAGGGCAAUGUCGGCAUGACUACCAUCAACUCUCAAGUGGUUUCGGGUGGGACCUUGUACCAGCCGGUUGCCAUGGUGACAUCACAAGGGCAAGUGUUAACGCAGGCGCUGCCGCCAGGAACCAUCCAGAUCCAGAACUCACAGGUAAAUGUGGACCUGUCGUCUCUGUUGGACAGCGAAGACAAGAAGUCCAAGAAUAAGAGGGGGGUCCUCCCCAAACACGCCACCAACAUCAUGCGUUCCUGGCUCUUUCAGCAUCUUAUGCACCCAUACCCAACAGAAGACGAGAAAAGGCAGAUUGCUGCACAAACAAGUCUAACCCUUUUGCAAGUGAACAACUGGUUCAUCAACGCUCGUCGGCGUAUCCUCCAACCUAUGCUGGAUGCCAGUAACCCAGACCCAGCUCCUAAAGCGAAGAAGAUGAAGUCCCAGCACCGUCCCACGCAGCGCUUCUGGCCUGACUCCAUCGUGGCUGGUGUUCUGCAGACGCACAGAUCUCAAACAGGAAACAACUCAGACAACCCGCUGAGUAUGGACAGCCUCCAGUCGCUGUCCUCAGACUCAGCCACCCUGGCCAUGCAGCAAGCCAUGCUGGGAGCCGAUGACUCCAUGGAUGGCACUGAGGAGGAUGAUGAAGAGGAGGAGGAAGAGGAGGAGGAGGAAGGAAUGGAGGAGGAAGAAGAGGAGGAGGACGGCGAUGAGGAAAGCGACAGGGGGAGGCAAAUGUCCAGCGGAGGGGGGGGGGAUCUGAGCAUGGAGCACAGAGAGGAACUGGAGUAGUUGAAUAAGGGAAAGACUAUAUGAACUUUGACCACAGUUGUCCACUUAAUACAGCCUCAUUCAAACUCAUCAUUCAAACUUUGGAUGGCUUUAAUGCUAAGUGACUCUUGAGAGCAUUUAAGGGCGUAUUAUGUUUUCUCCACAUUCAUCAGAGACUCUUCUGCAGAGCCUAAUCAGACACAAUGACCAUCAUGAUCAUGAUUAUAGAGAGUGGAUAUUAGUUUAAUGAUGAAUAUAUGUUGUUUCAUUUUACAACAGUAUGACAGUGAGCUCCAGAAAUAUUUGGAUCGUAGCACAUUUUUUUUUACUCUAUAGCUCCUGUUAUUUAUGGGGAGAAAUGACACAGAAACUAAAAGGUUGAAAAGAUUGCUGGCUGUUUUAAAUUGAAGACAUAUUUACCGAUUUUACUGUCAGAGUUCAGAAGUUUGUUGCUUUCAGAGAGCAGUGACAUUAUGAGUCUGUUUUGAAUUCAGGAUAUAGUGAACUGAAAAUGGAAAUGCUGAAUGCUGAAUGAACAAUCUAAAAAAAUUAAAAAUCUUUGCACAGUGAGAAGUGUUGACUGUAUGUUUCAAAAACUACUUUACUGAAUGUAAUCUGUCAAAAAUGUUUUGGCACCAUGAAAAAAUUUACAAAAAGGGUCAUUUUCAACUGACAGCUCACAAUUUAACUUUGCAGUUAAUGUGUCAUUUCACUUCCUAAAAUAUACGCAAAGCAAGAUUAAAUAAAAAAGGUGUAAUGCUGUGCAAAUAUCUGUAGAACUGACUGUUUAUGUUUUUGUUUUUUUUUUCACUGCUGGGACAUCAUUCACGCCUUUUAACUGACUCAUAGGUUCUCAGGUUGAACAACACUCUCAUUCAAUGUGUUUCUUCCCCAUGAUGGAAACACUUGACUCAUUGCUGCAGUAAAUCUUUUCAAGCAUGACUUUUGAAACAAUCUUUAUUUUUUCUUCUACCAUGAGCAAAAAAAAAGAAAAAAAAAAGAAGAAACCUGUAGUAAACUAGUGUAUACUGACUGCACAUAUAGUAUGUAUAUUGGAUUUUUCAUAUGUUUGCAUUCUGGUGUUGAAGGUUUGCAUAUUUAUUCUGUUUUGUUUUUUUUGCGUGGCCUCAGAUGGUGGCUAAAGGAACAUCAUGACAAUGACAGUUCCUUCUGCGUACACUGUUAGGUUUGCAAUCUUUCUGAAUAAGGCUGUUGAAAUAGCUGGUGGCCAUGCACAUACAGUACUUGACUUCAACCCUCAACUCUUAGAAUUGCUUGUGUAUUUUUGUUACCUUAUGUGAUUCUGUCACAAAAAAAGAGCAUGACGAGCCCUGCCAGUCACAACAGACUGUCUCACCCACAUCCCUGCAUCAAGAGAAAUCCCACAAAGAUGGCCACGACUUUGGAAUCCCUGACCGACAGAGCCAGUGUCAUUUGCUGACAAACUUUUUCAAGGAAGAAGAUAAUUUUGAGGAAAACGAGAAAGAGAAAUAAAAAAAAAACUCAGCAGUAAUGUGUCUUUCAAUUUUAUGUGAAGGAUUUUGAAGAAACUGUGAAACAAUUUCAGCUCUCUGUUUUGUACUAAAACACACAAAUGGAGUCACUCGUUUCUAAUGUGAAGAUGUCUAGAAAAAGAAAAACAUGUUAUAUUGAAUGUUCUGAUUGUUCAUUGUGAAGUAUGUUGCUCAUUAAUGUUCUUUACUCAAUUGCUUUUUUAAAUGGAUCUUCCAGAGCAAGUGACAGACAAUAGGAAAUAUUUCUAUUUCAUUUGUACACUUUGUUGUCAUAAUCUAUUAUGUUUCAAUAGACCAAUUUUAAUAAUUAAACAUGUAAAGGUACUGAUUUUGACUUGGUGAUCUGAAAGUUCUGCAUAUGUUUAGGCUGAACAAACAUCUAGGGCCAUAAAUCCACAAACAGUAAGUAGGCAGUUUUACUGAUGAAAAUAGUCAGUAUCUCAAUAGAGCAAGACUUAAUGUGUGUGUGACACUUCUGAACCCGCUCAGGCCCUGUUUUAUUGUGACCCAUUUCCAGAUUACAGAGUUAGUAGUCUAAAUAUUGGUUUAACAAGCCACAUUUCCUGUCACAUGGGUUGUCUCCCACCCACCUGUUAUCGCUCUAUCCUGUGAUUUAACUCGCUGGAAGACGCCCACCCAAACACCCUCCCACCUUUUCAGCCGACUAGCACAAAAGAACCCAACAGAGCUUUUGACCACGGGGUUUCAACUUUUGAAAUGUGGAUUCUGCUUCCUAAAAAUAAAUGUUAAUCACUGCUGUGGGUGUUUGCUACACAAGCCACAUUGUAUUGUUUUUACACAGCUUGUACGCUUGUGUAUAAUUGCUUCCUUGCAUUGUUUUCUGCCCCCUUAAAAAAGGUCAAACUUAAAUUGCAGCAACACUUAUUAUAUAUCUGUUAUUGUGUACCUCUGCUACUUUUCUACUCCUUCAGCCACAUUUUUCUGGUAGGAGGAAUUUGAAUUGCAGUGGCCAUGCAGGGCUUCAAAAUAAUAUAUUAGGCGUAGGCAACAUCUGCUGAGAUGAUUAGGCACUUGAUAUUGUACAAUGAGAAAGCUCUGCUCAAAUGUUCUU
Xiphias gladius (swordfish) is the source of this 4137-nucleotide messenger RNA. It is a transcript of the gene pknox2, whose product is annotated as pbx/knotted 1 homeobox 2. The record is from RefSeq and is a predicted model, not a curated record. Bases 121 to 1572 code for a protein of 483 amino acids. Gene Ontology annotation, molecular function: RNA polymerase II cis-regulatory region sequence-specific DNA binding; DNA-binding transcription factor activity, RNA polymerase II-specific. Gene Ontology annotation, biological process: regulation of transcription by RNA polymerase II. The transcript has 12 exons. Lineage: Eukaryota; Metazoa; Chordata; Actinopteri; Istiophoriformes; Xiphiidae.